AUGUCGGACUCUUCUGUCACGGGACCUAAUUCCCCCCCAAUAAAAAAAGGCCUUGCAAUCGAUGAAUCCAUAAAACAAAGAAAUGCAUUUGCCAUUUACCCCUUGCCAUCACAUCAGAACCAGCAAACCGCAAACCAUUCACGCACCCACCCUACCGUCCCCCCUUGGUCCAAAACUCCCACAUCUCCGUCUCCCGCCUUCUCCCCAAACACCUCUCGCACUUCUUUUCCGAGUGUGAUUGACUCGGUAUAUUCUCGUAAUUGCGAAGCGGGGUGA
Molecule: messenger RNA, 276 nt
Organism: Paracoccidioides brasiliensis Pb18
Exons: 2
Coding region: 1-276 (91 amino acids)
Source: RefSeq, a predicted model, not a curated record